AUGAGGUCCAUGGGAAUUCUAACGAUUGUUCUAGCAGCGGCGAGGGUUGAAAGCCAUGGAGGCAUCUACAACUAUAAGAUCGAUGGCAUCGAUUACGCGGGCCACUACCCCUGGCUUCCCGAGGAAGGCCAGGUGUCAAUACAGCGACGAUGGUGGCCUGACCCUAUAUUGACUACGCAGCAUCCAAAUCUAGCUUGUAAUCGCGGUAACCCGGCGGCAAAGACACUCCCGAAACUUCACGCACCCGUACGUGCAGGUGCCAACGUGACAGCUUGUCCUCCUUACGGAGACUAUGACCCCCCGAUGAAGUGUCAGGGGCCAGAAUACUAUUGGCCACACGGACAGGGGCCCGUUAUGGUCUAUAUGGCUAACUGUGAAGGCCCUUGUGAUGAAUGGGAUGGCACCGGAAAGAGGUGGUUUAAGGUAUGGGAAACAGGUUACUCCCGAACCUCAUGGCCGGAGUGGCAGCCACGUCCCAUACCCGGCGACACACCCAUCAGCACCUGCGAUGCCUGGGAGGCUGGAUAUUACAUCGUCAGGAGGGGCGUAAAUAUGACAAUUCCCAAACCUCUCAAACCAGGCAACUAUCUGAUUCGCCAUGAGGUCAUCAACCUUGAAGCGAAUCUACAGAUAUAUCCUGAGUGCGCGCAGUUGAAUCUUACUAGCGAAGGUGAUGCCGUACCCAGCCCAGAAUACCUUGUCGAGUUUCCCGGAGCCUAUCGCGAUAUCACGGAACCAAGGAAGCUUAAUUUCCGAUAUAUAGCACGGACCAAGGAACAUUAUAUAUAA
Messenger RNA from Xylaria bambusicola, 789 nucleotides. RefSeq names its product lytic polysaccharide monooxygenase. The coding region runs from base 1 to 789 and encodes 262 amino acids. The transcript is spliced from 4 exons. NCBI's taxonomy places the organism in Eukaryota, Fungi, Ascomycota, Sordariomycetes, Xylariales, Xylariaceae. The record is from RefSeq and is a predicted model, not a curated record.